UGAGAGUUACCUCCCUUGCGUUGUCAAGCAACGGUGUGUCAAUAAAAAUCUAGGAAGCUUGACGAUCAAUUUUGGUGUAAUUUGAUAAAGAAAACACUGUAAAAUGUCAGAUAAAAAGGAGGAGGGAGGGAAGGAGAAGGCCUCCAUUGAAGACAGUGCAUUUGAGGCACUUGAAAAAGAUUUUCAAGAUGUACUUAGUGAGCUGAUGGGAGACAGGAGUUUGGAAAGGUUCCGAGUAGAGUACGAAAAACUGCACAAGGCUUUGAAGAAAUCUCAUGAGAGUGAGAAGAGACUGAUGCAGAAAUGUCGGGAACUGAAUGCAGAAAUUGUUGCAAACUCGGCGAAGGUGUCAACAGCAUUGAAAUUGUCACAGGAAGACCAAGCUACUAUUGCUUCUUUGAAAAAGGAAAUUGAAAAAGCUUGGAAGAUGGUUGAUGCAGCCCAUGAAAAAGAAACUCGAGCCCGAGAAACCAUCCAGUCACUUAAGCUUGAGAUCGCAAACCUUAGUAAAUUGGUAGAACAGGGAGCUGGUCUCACAAUGGGACAAGAGCACAGUGUGAAUGAGUUACUGAAGAUCAAGGAAGACCUGACAAAGGAGAGAGAUGAGAGUCUUCAGGAAAUUGUAAAAUUACGAGAGCAGCUAGCUCAGUCAAACUCAACCCAGCAACAUCUUGAAGAACAAAAGAAUGAGGCAGAGGAAAAAAUACAAGAAUUAACACAAGACAUCCAAAUGCGUAACAAUGAGGCCCAGCGUGAGGCUCGUAAACGUGACAAGAUGGAACGCGAGAUGAAGCAGACAAAAGCUGACCUUGAUGCCAAGAGUUCAGAGAUUAAGACCAUGCAGACCCAGAUAGGGAGGUAUAAGGAAGAUAUCGCAAAACUUGAGCAACAACUCAAGGAGCAAAGGAUUCUGAAUGAAAGGGCAAUCAAGGAUGCAGACAUCUUGAACACCCGCUUCCAGAAGUUACAGAGUGACUUUGAGAACCAGCUGAUCUCCACGGACACUCUAGCACAGGAGAACCAGGCCAGGGUCUCCGAACUCAAGGUGAAAGAAGAUGAAGUGAGCCAACUGAAGAAUGAGACGCAGCGUCUCAACAAAACAAGGGAGACAAUUCAGCGUAAACUGCGACAGAUCGAGGAUAACAAAGCCGAACUGGAAUUCCAGCGUGAAACAUACAAAGGACAGAUCCUUGGUCUCGAGAGAGAGCUUGAAGCAUCAAAGAAGCAAGCCGAGGCAGAUAAGAAGCAGAUUGAUGGAUUGGUGCGUGAACGUGACCUCCUGCACAAGGAGAUGUUGAAGGCCGUGAGCGCGACCACCAAACAGCUGAGUCUCGUCAAGUUGCACGAGCAGAGCAAGAAGAAUCUGGAGCAGGAGAUUCAGAACUACAAGGAGGAGGCCCAGAAACAGAGGAAGAUCAUCUACCAGCUGGAGAAAGAGAGAGAUAGAUACAUCAAUGAAGCUAGUGACCUCACACAGAAGGUUCUUCAACAUAUGGAGGAUGUAAAAGUCCGUGAGAUGCAGAUUUUCGACUUCAAGAAGAAGAUUGCCGAAUCGGAGACCAAGUUGAAACAGCAGCAGAACUUGUAUGAGGCUGUCAGGAGUGAUCGUAAUCUCUACAGUAAAAACUUGAUUGAAUCUCAGGAUGAGAUAACUGAGAUGAAGCGUAAGUUGAAGAUCAUGAACCAUCAGAUAGAUCAGCUGAAAGAAGAAAUUCAGGCGAAGGAAGCUGCCCUCGUCAAGGAACAUCUGGAACAUCAGAGAGUAGAGAAGGAGAAAGAGACACUGAAGGCAGAACUUCAGAAGAUGAAACAGUUGGCAGCUGAGAACAAAGCAUAUAUCGAGGCCCAGGAAGCUGAAGAAAGAAAAUUACUGAAGAUUAUCUCAGAAGCUGAUGCUGAAAGAGUCAGACAGAAGAAAGAACUUGACCAGGUGAUAAGUGAACGUGACAUCCUUGGUACCCAGCUUGUACGUAGAAACGAUGAGUUAGCUCUCCUAUAUGAGAAGAUAAAGAUUCAGCAGUCGACACUGAACAAGGGAGAAAUCCAGUACAACCAGAGACUAGAGGAUAUCCGAGUACUCAAACUUGAGAUCAAGAAACUCCGCCGAGAGAAGGGUAUCCUACAGAAGAGUGUUGCUAAUGUUGAGGAUCUGAGACGUGAAGUAUACCACAUCCAGAGGGAGCUGCUGAGAGAGAGAACGAGAUGUAAGGCCCUGGAAGAGGAACUUGAGAACCCAAUGAAUAUUCACAGGUGGCGAAAACUUGAGGGCAGUGACCCGAGCCAGUUUGAGAACAUCCAGAAGAUUCACACGCUGCAGAAGAGACUUAUUGCCAAGACAGAGGAAGUGGUUGAGAAAGAAUUGCUCAUUCAGGAGAAGGAGAAACUGUACCUAGAGCUCAAACAUAUCCUGGCACGCCAGCCUGGUCCCGAGGUUGCAGAACAACUUUCUAUAUACCAACAAACAUUGAAAGAGAAGACUAAACAAAUGAAGUCGAUGGCGUCAGAAUUAAACAUGUACGAGUCACAAGUGAAUGAAUAUAAAUAUGAGAUAGAGAGAAUAGCUAGAGAAUUACAGGAAGUGAAGAAGAAGUACUUCAUGCAGAAAAAGAAAGAACAACAAACAAAAGAGCGGGAGAGGGCGCUAGUACAGGCUGGAGCACCCGUUAUACAGCCACAGAGAACAGACGGUCCGCGGUUCACUGGAGGAGGGUUCAACUUGAAAACAACAAAAACUGCUGCAUAGCAUCUCUAUGACAAUUUAAAUACAACUAUUAUUGAUAAUGUUUGAACAUUUUACAGACUUGUUAUGAAAAAUCUCCUGUUACUGAAAAAUAUCUUUUUUUUAAAUUUGAAAUGACAUUAUUUGUGAAUAAACCUACUUUUGUCAUAGGAACUUUUAUUGUACUUAGCCAAUGUGAAAAUAAAUAAAAUUAAUAAAGUCUGAAAAGUAGAUCCCCGGGAAGCACAGAGAACAAGGCAUACAGUGAAAAUUGCAGACUCUGUUUGAUUGAGUCUUAUAAGUUUAAUUAAUUAUAAAAAUAAAUAAAAUUUCUAAAAAGGUCAACACAGGAUAUAAGAUUAUAACCAUUAUUUUACAGUUUACUUUACCUAUAGUUAGGCACAAUGCCUUUUUAAAGAUAUCUGAUGACCUUUAACAUCAUUGUUUUCCUGUAACCAUAUAAUAUGUAUUAAUUUAUUUUGGAACAUUCUUCAUAGUAAGGAAUACUUACUAUUUAUCCUUUAGCCUGCCGGCGGAAAAUGAUUCUGCCUUUGUAAACAGUACUGACCAAGAUCAGCCUGCCUGUAUGUCCAUGCGGGGCUGAUCUUGGCCUGCACUGUUCGCUGUUCAGUCAGUAAGUUUUCAGUAUAAUAAUUGAAUGAUAGACCAGUCCAUUUUAGAAAUUCAGCAGGGAAAAGGUUAAAAGAGUACUUAUGUUCACAUCGCAAUAUAGUCGAGGGUAAAAUCUGUAAAAAAAAUCAACCCUUACAACUCACUGAGAGUAAUGAUUGAUACCUAUUUUGUAAAACUUUUUUUAUUCAGUUGAAUUGAAACCAUCCAACUGCAUAUUGUUGCCUAUGAUUGAAAAAAAAAUAUAAAGUUGCAUACAUUUUAUGAAAAGCUUCUAGAAACACAUCUUUUGUACUGUGUUAAGCUGCUUGUCUAGUAAUCCUAGCUAAAUAUACAAUACAAUGUAUUUAUGCAUUUCUGUUAUUUAAUUUUACAUCUUUUUCUAUAUAUUGUUGCAUUUGAAAAAUUUCUUGCAAAUAAAAAAACAAAAUAACAA
Molecule: messenger RNA, 3785 nt
Organism: Mercenaria mercenaria
Lineage: Eukaryota; Metazoa; Mollusca; Bivalvia; Venerida; Veneridae
Product: cilia- and flagella-associated protein 58-like
Exons: 17
Coding region: 104-2743 (879 amino acids)
Cellular component (GO): cytoskeleton
Source: RefSeq, a predicted model, not a curated record